Molecule: messenger RNA, 1865 nt
Organism: Calliphora vicina (urban bluebottle blowfly)
Lineage: Eukaryota; Metazoa; Arthropoda; Insecta; Diptera; Calliphoridae
Gene: nop5
Product: nop5 ribonucleoprotein
Exons: 2
Coding region: 131-1675 (514 amino acids)
Cellular component (GO): small-subunit processome; box C/D methylation guide snoRNP complex
Molecular function (GO): snoRNA binding
Source: RefSeq, a predicted model, not a curated record
UUUCAACGAAAGCGCGUGGACUAAUUUUUUUCCACGACUGCAUGUUGAAAUAAAAAAAUAUAUUUUCUCAAGUGUUAAUUAAAAAAUAAAAUAAUUUAUUAAAAAGUGGAAGUAAUUAUAAAUCACAAAAAUGUUUGUGCUCUACGAAACGCCGGCGGGCUACGCUAUUUUCAAAUUAAUGGAUGAAAAAAAAAUGCAGGAAGUGGAUAACCUAUAUUUGGAAUUUCAAUCCCCAGAAAAAGCCAACAAAUUGUUAAAAUUGAAGCAUUUUGAGAAGUUUAACGACACUACAGAAGCUUUGGCUGCAGCCACAGCAGCCGUAGAGGGUAAAGUUUCAAAGCCAUUAAAGAAGACUUUGAAAAAGUUGCUCGGCGAUGAAGUACAGGAAUCAUUGUUGGUUGCCGAUGCCAAGUUAGGUAAUGCCAUCAAAGAAAAGUUUUCGGUACAAUGUGUCUACAAUACUGGAGUUCAAGAAUUGAUGAGAUGCAUAAGACAACAAGCCGAUAGUCUUUUGGGUGGAUUACCCAAAAAGGAAAUGACUGCUAUGGCAUUAGGUUUGGCUCAUUCCCUGUCACGUUAUAAGUUGAAGUUUUCGCCAGAUAAAAUCGAUACUAUGAUUGUGCAGGCACAAUGCUUGUUGGAUGAUUUGGAUAAGGAACUGAACAACUACAUGAUGAGAGCACGUGAAUGGUACGGAUGGCAUUUCCCCGAAUUGGGUAAGAUUAUAACUGAUAACAUUGCCUUCGCUAAGACAAUUAAACUGGUCGGUACUAGAGACAAUAUGGCGGCGACUGAUUUGUCAGACAUUUUACCCGAAGAUGUAGAGGAGAAAGUAAAGGAAGCUGCUGAAAUUUCCAUGGGUACUGAAAUCUCUGAAGAAGAUAUUAUGAAUAUUCAAUGUUUGUGUGAUGAAAUUUUAUCCAUUAAUGAUUACCGAACACAUUUGUAUGAUUACCUCAAGACUCGUAUGAUGGCCAUGGCACCAAACCUAACAGUUUUGGUUGGAGAAACAGUUGGAGCGCGGCUAAUAGCACAUGCUGGCUCCUUGAUAAAUCUCGCCAAACAUCCCUCAUCUACUGUACAAAUUCUCGGUGCUGAAAAGGCUUUGUUCCGUGCGCUAAAGACCAAGAAAGACACACCUAAGUAUGGUUUAAUCUUCAACGCUCAGCUAGUGGGUCAAGCUAGUUUAAAGAACAAAGGCAAAAUGUCACGUUCUCUUGCUGCUAAAGCGUCCCUUGCAACACGUGUUGAUGCUUUUGGCGAAGAAGCCACCUUCGAAUUGGGUGCCGCCCACAAAGUCAAAUUGGAGUCCAGACUGCGAUUACUCGAAGAAGGAAACCUACGUAAACUAUCGGGAACUGGCAAAGCUAAAGCUAAAUUUGAAAAAUACCAAGCUAAAAGUGAGGUAUUUACUUAUGAACCUGAGGCUGACAGUACUCUUUCGGUGAAAAAACGUAAGCACUCUGAAUCGGCUGACGUUUCUACCCCCGUUAAGAAGGAAAAGGUUGAGGAAGAAACACAGGAGGUAGAGGAAACACCAACUACUUCCGAAAAGAAAAAGAAGAAGAAGAAGAAUAAAAAUAAGGACCAAGAAGCUCCAGAAGCACCCACAGAAGAAACUCCCGCUAAGAAAAAAUCAAAAAAAGUUAAAGAAGAAACAGUUGAUUCAGAUUAAAUAUAAUUAGAGUUUCUUGUUUAAGAUUUAACUAUUAGCCAUUAGAGUUUUUAAUAUACAACUUCCCGUAGUUUUAAGUUAUUGAGUCUUUUUUUAAUUAAUACUAUUAUACAUUAAGUUAAUGUAUUAUUUUUUUAAAUAUACAUAAUUUGUAAUAUAAACAAAUGUAAAAAAGAGAAUACAAAAGAAA